This is a messenger RNA of Saxophila tyrrhenica, 942 nucleotides long. RefSeq lists its product as uncharacterized. Gene Ontology annotation, biological process: fatty acid metabolic process. NCBI's taxonomy places the organism in Eukaryota, Fungi, Ascomycota, Dothideomycetes, Mycosphaerellales, Extremaceae. Gene Ontology annotation, molecular function: NAD+ binding; L-gulonate 3-dehydrogenase activity. The record is from RefSeq and is a predicted model, not a curated record. The coding region runs from base 1 to 942 and encodes 313 amino acids. The transcript has a single exon.
AUGGCGGACAAACACCACAUCGCCCUCAUCGGCAGCGGCACCAUCGGCCUGUCCUUCGCAGCCCUCCACCUCACCAAAUCCACCACCUCCACCGUCUCCAUCUACGACAACCGGCCCGACCUCUACGACUACAUCACCGAACACCUACCCGGCUACAUCGACCCUGCCGAAUGCAGCGAGAAAUCCUACAGUGACCGCAUUACUUUAGCACCCAGCCUCAAGGCCGCCGUCGAAUUCGCCGAUAUUGUCCAAGAGCAAGGACCAGAGAACGAAGACUUUAAGACGAAGCUAUGGCCGGAGGUCGAGAAAUUUGCGCGCAGCGAUGCGCUGUUCUGGAGUUCGACGAGUGGGAUCACGGCUACAGUGCAGGGGAAGGGGAUGAAGGAUAAAACGCGGCUUAUGGUUGUGCAUCCUUUCAAUCCACCGCACAUCAUGCCGCUCUUGGAAGUUGUACCAGGUGAGAAGACAAGUCAGGCGGCGAUCAACAAGACGCUGAAGUACUGGCGGAGUUUGGGACGGACGCCGGUGGUGCUGAAGAAAGAGUGCACGGGAUUUGUCGCCAAUCGACUGGCUUUCGCGCUUUUCAGGGAGGCUUGCUCGUUGGUCGCGCAGGAUGUGGUGUCCGUAAAGGAUCUUGAUGCGAUUAUGACGGCCUCAAUGGGUCCUAGGUGGUCUGUAGCCGGGCCCUUCAAGAGCUACCAUGCUGGUGGUGGGGAGGGUGGCAUGCAGAGUUUCAUGGAGAAGAUUGGCGGCACAGUGCAGAACUGCUGGGAAGCGAGUGAGAAGGAUGUAGAGAAGUUCAAGAUUAAUGUUAAGGCGGGCGAGAAGUGGGAAGAGAAGAUGUGGAAGCAGUGUGAGGAGGAGUAUGGAAAUGUCGAUACUGCGGACAGAGAUGCGAAGACGAAAAAGGUGCUGCAAGCUGCGGCUGGAGAGAAGAAGUGA